Molecule: messenger RNA, 3021 nt
Organism: Aegilops tauschii subsp. strangulata
Lineage: Eukaryota; Viridiplantae; Streptophyta; Magnoliopsida; Poales; Poaceae
Molecular function (GO): protein binding
Source: RefSeq, a predicted model, not a curated record
CAGAAGUUUUGGGCCGAUCGAUCGGAGGUUAACUGGAGGCCCUGUCCAGUGUUAACCUCUGAGGUCCGACGGGGUGGCCGUGAGCCGUCGGCGUCAAACGUGGGGAAUGGCGGCGGCGUCGUCGCAUCUCGAUCUCGGCGGUGGCACGAAGCGGCGGCGAAAGGAGGAGGAAGUAGAAGCAGGUGUGGAGGCGGCAGAGGACCACAUCUCGGAGCUGCCGGAGGCGCUGCGGCUGCACGUCCUCUGUCUGCUCCCGCUCAAAUCCGCCAUCCGCACGGGCGCGCUCUCCACCGGGUGGCGCUCGCUCUGGACGCGCCGCUGGCCGGCGCCCUCCUCCCUCGACUUCCACCUCGGCACCCACGACUCCCCCCAUCCGCUCCUCGAAACCCUGGAGCGGCGCGGGCGGCGUCGUCUGCAGCGGUUCGCCCUCUCCUUCGACAUUGGCGAGCUCCAGGCCGAGCACUUCCGCCGCUGCCUUGAAUACGCGGCCGCCUGCGCCGUCGAGGACCUGCACGUCCACCUGGCGCACAGCGUCUUCAACAUCUUCUUCAACUACCGGCUCCCGCUGGGCGACCCCCACCUCGCGCGCCUCUCGCUCGGCGCCAUGACCGUCGGCCUCCCCGACUCCUUCUCCGCCCGCUCCCACCCCUUCUCCGCCCUCGAGGUCAUCCACCUCCACUGCGUCCGCAUCUCCGACGGCACACUCCGUAGCCUGGUCGCCGCGUGCCCCCUCCUCCACACCCUCGAUUUGCGCUACUGCGAAGGCCUCUACUUCAUCAGCGUCGCCGCGGCCGGGGCACGCCCGAGGAGCCUCACCGUUGCACAGUGCGGUUCGGACACCGAAGUUUUUCUUGCCGACGAUGCGUCCGGCCUGCGCUCAUUCCACUACAGCGGCGCCUACAUGCCUGCCUACCGCAUACCGGCCACCACCGCUCUUGCUGACCUUUACAUCUGCUUCGGAGGACCUGAACGCCGGGGGCGGCGCAGAAACUGGCUUCAACUACUAACCAAUCUGUCCAACCUCACUGUGCUUACCCUCUGCAGCAGAGUCCUACGGAGACUGUCUGCCGAAGCUCGUGCCAGGUUAGUUGCCACAAGUGCUGCACCAUGCAAAUUGCUGAAUUUGAGAGAGCUUCAGCUACUGAUGUUCGCAUUGGAGAUCGACAACAUGAACGACAUUUACUGUUUCCUCGUGACCUGCUGUGGCCCUCGAUUGGAGAGGUUAUUUGUGCAGCUUCCUACAAGUAGUUAUCAAGAUAAGCCAGAGGAUGAACCAUCAGGAUCAGAAUCAGAGGAAGAUGGGUCAGUGGAAGAGCUAUCAGAGCAAGAGGCAUCAGAUGAAGAUGAGCUAGAUGAACACUUUUCAGAAGGAGAAACACUGGAGAAAGAUGGGCUAGAGGAAGAGCUGUCUGAGGGAGAUGCCCUGGAGGAAGAGCUGUCAGAGGGAGAUGAGCUAGAGGAAGAGCUGUUAGAGGGAGAUGACCUAGAGGAAGAGCUGUUGGAGGGAAUUGAACUCGAGGAAGAGUUGUCAGAGGGAGAGCCACCUGAAGAAAAUCAAUCACAGAAACAUGGAUCGAUGGAAGAGAUAUCUGAUGGAGAUGGCUUUGAAAACCUUCUGUUGGUCAACAUGAUGAAUAUCAAGGGGCGCCACAAUGAGAUGCAGCUAGUAAGCCUUUUCUUGAAGAAGUCUACAAGUCUCAACCAACUGAUACUGUUUACUCCCAAGAUUGAUCACCCAGAAUGGCUUCAGAAAGAUCAUAUGAAUACUUCACAUAUUCUUGACAGAAAACUAUCGCCUCUCAGAAAGGCCUCACCGAAUGUUCAGAUAGUUCUCAGUGAGCCUGAUGAUAGUGCAAUCCAGCCGUUGCACGAGGCUUUUGUCAAGGUUUAAUGAUUUGUUUGUUGUGGAGUUAUGACCAGAUAAUGCGAAAUAUCAGAAACAAAGAACUAUUAGGCAAGGCAAAGAACAAGCUAAUCUGCAAGGUAGGCAGGAUGCUGUGUUCUGUAGUGCAUCAAGGAUCAUUGAGUAUGUUGUCUGAGACUUAUACUUUGCAGCCUAACUCCUUAAGACUCAUCAAAAAUAUGAUGGGUCUACAUUAACCUGUUGCCUUGUUGGUGACAGGAAAGUAUUACAAAAACACUGUAGAAAGCUGAGACUUGGUGACAGGAAAGUAUUACAAGAACAAGAGUGCUUUAAUCAGCCGGCAUGAUCAUUAAAGGAUUUUUGUCCUGAAAUGAAGAGAAAACACCAGAUCGUGUACACCAAUAUGGGAGCUCAAGCAGCAUGAAUCAUGGAAACUGCACCCGGAUGGUGGCAGUUGAGGCCUCCCAAAUUCUUCUUCUUCUAUAUAUCUAUUGUCGGUUGCUGACUUCUCUGAUGCAUCCGAAUAUUUGUCCCUGUCUACUGUAAAUCCAUUGUGGUCUGCCACUUAACUUAACCGGUUAGGAUGAGCGCUGGAAUUUGUUGAGAUCUGAUCGUCAGGGCAUCUACAAUGCUAGGAGCUUACAUAGGCGCUUAUAGACAAAAUAAUAAAUAAAUAAAAAUCUGAAACACACCUAAGCGCCUCAUCCCUCAACGCUAGACGCUAAUUAACUAAACAACGUGGACGCUAAGUACUGGAACCAGGUGCAUGGUUUGGCGUCGAUGACAGGGUUGACACCAGGAUUACACCCAGCAACCGCUAAUCUGCCGGGAUUACGAACCUGGCGCCUGGCCUAAGCGCCCAGCAAUGGAGAUGCCCUCAGAGCACCAUGCCUUAAACACAUCUGAGAAUAGAUUGGUAAGAUCAAGGAGCGAAGAGGUAGUUGUUCCUUGUGCAGAACAAGAACAAUGCCAUUUUCUUAUAUUUGCCUCAUCAAUCACUUGGCAGCUCGCCUCAGAUCAGAGGGCCGAGUGCAUGACUGACCUUGAAACAUAUAUCUCGAUUUACAAACCGUGGAUACUUAUAUCUCGAUUUACACACCAUUCAUUCACGGAUAGCCAAGAUGGGAAGGAAUAAAAAUGGAGAAGCAGAAAAAAAA